Leptopilina boulardi is the source of this 677-nucleotide messenger RNA. RefSeq lists its product as uncharacterized. The record is from RefSeq and is a predicted model, not a curated record. The transcript is spliced from 3 exons. Bases 69 to 677 code for a protein of 202 amino acids. Gene Ontology annotation, molecular function: DNA binding. NCBI's taxonomy places the organism in Eukaryota, Metazoa, Arthropoda, Insecta, Hymenoptera, Figitidae.
AAAAAAAUUUCUUCUUUAUACGAAUUUCUGAAAUUAUAAUUAAUACAUUUACCAAAUUUUUAAAUUAGAUGCUUGAAAUACAUCAACAACUCCCUGUUGCUUCGGGACCUAUGAAAUUAUCGGACACUAUUUCACAAAAUUUACCACAGAAUUGUGUAAAUAGUGGCGAAGUUUUUGAGGAUGUCAGCGACGAUGAUUUGUUUAGAUCACUCGAUUUAAAUCUCGAAACUUUGAAGCAAACUUCACAAGGAACUUCAAAACCAGCUUCGAAACAAUUUUUGAAUCCGGAAAACGAAUCCUCGGAUGAUGAAAAUCCUCCACCGAACGAUGGAAAGAAAAAACACGAUGCAAAGAAAAGUGUUUACGUCUUCCCCGAAGAGAUAAAGGGCAAGACAGAGGAAUUGAUUGCAACAAGUGGCGUCUUUAUUGAAUCAUCGACCUUGAAAAACAUAAAAAGAACGUCUUCCGUGCAAACGACUAUGGCACGAGCAUUGUUAUGUGGAAUUUUUACUGAAGAAACAUUGCUUACUCAUAGUUUAAAGGGAAUAGGGACAACGAAACCUGGUCUUCCAAAAGCCGCAAUUGAGGCGAUAUUGAGUAAAAAUUUAUUUUUUAACCUCUUGACAGUGCAAAGAAGCCAAAGUUUUCGUGCCACACAAGUGUUAGGAAAAAAUUAA